AGCAGGUACCUGGAGAAGCCGAUGGAGAUCGCCCGCAUCGUGGCUCGCGGCCUAUGCUCUGUGGAAAAGCCGAUGGAGAUCGCCCGCAUCUUGGCUCGCUGCCUGUGGGAAGAGUCCCGGCUCCUCCAGACCGCGGCCACCGCGGCGCAGCAAGGGGGACAGGCCACGCACCCGACAGCAGCCGUGGUGACAGAAAAGCAGCAGAUGCUGGAGCAGCAUCUGCAGGAUGUGAGGAAGAGGGUGCAGGAUCUGGAGCAGAAGAUGAAAGUAGUGGAAAAUCUCCAGGAUGACUUUGAUUUUAACUACAAGACUUUGAAAAGCCAAGGAGACAUGCAGGAUCUGAAUGGAAACAAUCAGUCCGUGACCCGGCAGAAAAUGCAGCAGCUGGAGCAGAUGCUGACGGCGCUGGACCAGAUGCGAAGGGGCAUUGUGAGCGAGCUGGCGGGGCUGCUCUCGGCCAUGGAGUAUGUGCAGAAGAUGCUGGCAGACGAGGAGCUGGCAGACUGGAAGAGACGGCAGCAGAUCGCCUGCAUCGGCGGCCCCCCCAAUAUCUGCUUAGACCGGCUGGAGAACUGGAUAACCUCUCUUGCCGAAUCACAGCUACAGACCCGGCAGCAGAUCAAGAAGCUGGAAGAGCUGCAGCAGAAAGUGUCCUACAAGGGUGACCCCAUUGUCCAACACCGGCCCAUGCUGGAGGAGCGGAUCGUGGACCUGUUCAGGAACCUGAUGAAAAGUGCUUUCGUUGUGGAGAGGCAGCCCUGCAUGCCCAUGCACCCCGACCGGCCCCUGGUCAUCAAAACCGGGGUGCAGUUCACCACCAAAGUCAGGUUGUUGGUCAAGUUCCCAGAGCUGAACUAUCAGCUGAAAAUCAAAGUCUGCAUCGACAAGGACUCUGGGGAUGUCGCAGCACUCCGGGGGUAA
Molecule: messenger RNA, 921 nt
Organism: Nestor notabilis (Kea)
Lineage: Eukaryota; Metazoa; Chordata; Aves; Psittaciformes; Psittacidae
Product: signal transducer and activator of transcription 3
Exons: 10
Biological process (GO): leptin-mediated signaling pathway; response to peptide hormone; defense response
Molecular function (GO): RNA polymerase II cis-regulatory region sequence-specific DNA binding; DNA-binding transcription factor activity, RNA polymerase II-specific
Source: RefSeq, a predicted model, not a curated record